UGGCAUAUUUGUUAAAUUUAUCUCGAUACGAGCUCCUUUAAAAUUUGAUUAGAGUUCAAGAAAAUCAUUGUUGUUCUCCGUAAUUUCAACUAAUUACAAUUAUAUAUUUCAUUCGAGUAAAAUAUGUAACAGAAACGGAGACCACGCUUCAUGAAGCGAAUGUCUCUAGUUUGAAUCUCCCCUCCCCCUUUUGUGUGGACAUAUAAAAAAAAAAUUAAAAAAAAUGUUACAGAAACAAUACAUGUUCCUAAACAAUUAAUUUAAAAUCCGAAAGAAACGAUGCGUUUUUGUAACUAUGAAUAAUCAACAUUAAAAUCACGAGCCACAGCAUUUUUUUUUUUUUUCUCAAAUAAACGCAACCUUUGUACUUAAAACGCUGCGUUUUCGUAAAACACUUGAACUCGUCCAGUUUCCCCCGUCGUCGUCUUGUUCCUUGUUCUCACCGGAGUCUGUGAAAUAUAUCCAUCAAAUCAAAGCCUUGGUUCCAACUGAUUUACCUACCUACCUAUAUAUAACCUGUCUUCACGCUCUCUCCGCCACACACAAUCCAUUCUUUUCAAAGUCUUUAUUUAAAAUAACCGUUUUCCACUUCCCUCCAAGAAAAUGUGUUGUCACAAGAAAGGCUCCUCUGCCCACACCAAGCGGUCCGAACCCCCAUCCCUUGCACCCUCUCCCUCCACUCAACCCACACCGCCACCUGAGAAGAUGAUCAUCAUCGAAGAAUUGGAACUGGCCGUCGCCGCCGUCCGAGGCCGGAACCUUAGCACAGCGCUGAAACUCGUCGACGACUCUCUUUCGCGCUACCCUGACUCCGCGGUUCUUCACAGUAUCAGAGGCGCCAUUCAUUUUCAGGCCGCUUCUCAAACCAGCCACAACUCUGCCGCCCAAGUCGAGCACCUCAAGAGUUCACUCGACGGCGACCGCCGGGCCCUCCAGCUGGCCCCGAACUCCGUCUCCUUCGCCCGCUACUACGCCCAGGCACUCUUUGAGCUGGCCCAGAACGACGCCGCUGUGGAAUAUGAUUACAACGCCGUGAUCGAAGCAUGCGAGUGCGCGUUGCUGCUGGACAAUCCGACGGACCCGGUGGAAGAUCUCUUGGGCAUUGGAGGGAUGGCGUACGUGGACCCCAGCCCAGUCGGGCGAAUAGAAGAAGUGAAAAAGAAUCUCGUAAAUCUCAUGGAGGAAUCCAAGAAAAACAAGAAGAGUACUCUUCUUGUGGACGAAAUUGAGUCUCUACAACUACAACGUAGAAAGGAGGAGACCAUAGAGCCGAGCCCGCAGAAUCACGCAUUGUCCCUGCCGCCGCCGGAUGAUUGGCCUAGGAUCGAAGAGAAAAGAAACCACUACAAGAAUCUCAAUAUCACAGCCCGAGCAAAUAUUAAGCGAACCCCUGAAGCUGGCUGCUCUUAUCCAUAUGAGCCUGAAAGUGACCCGUCGGUGUUUGAUCGAUUCUCUGUAUAUAAUUCUUGCUUCCCUCCAGUUAAAAUCCUGGAGUGGUGGUUCAGCAAUCACGGCAAUGAGCCCCAAGUGAGAGUUGAGUUACCUCCAAGUAUUCAUACUGAUGGUAAUUGGAUAGGACUUGCUUUAUUUGCUUCUUUUUCAGUCUGCGAGCAUUCACUUGCCAUCCUUGAAGAUUUGGAGAAAGAAACUCAUCUUCUUUGUUGUUUGGAAACUGACGUUGAUAGUAUAGAGCCUCACCAUGCCUAUCGCCCCACUCGAGCGGAUUUCAAGCUGUUACAUCUUGGUGGGUUCAUGUGGCUGUUCUAUAUUCCGAGAUGGUCACUUCCAGGUUGGUUGAGUAUAUCCAGGCGCAUUGAGGCUUUCAUUUUCAGCGACAGCCCAAGCUUGAGAGCGCAAAAUUUUGGGCUCCGUCUUCUAUUCCGGCAUAAUGAGGGAGAGUUUAUGGAAGCAAUAAGGCAUUGUGUUGCCUCAUUGUCUGAUAGUCGGGAUCUCAUUUGUCAUAAUUUGGCGGUUGAUCUUAGACAAAGAAAUAAGCAAAUUCAUGAUGAUGAUCAGACAAGGGCAAAAGACAAGGGAAAAAGAGUUCUGCUAGAAUAAACUGUACGUAGUUAUUUGUCCGGUUGUUUUGGUAAUUGAUGAGAGGCAAGAUAAAUGCAUUGCCAUUAGUUUGAUAAAUGGAUGGCAGUGUAGUAAUACAUGACUGCCAUGAAUACUCAAACAAGGACUCCAUUUGCCACAUUGAAUAUUUCGGAACAGUUUACUGGCAUUAUU
This is a messenger RNA of Alnus glutinosa, 2232 nucleotides long. RefSeq lists its product as uncharacterized. The record is from RefSeq and is a predicted model, not a curated record. Gene Ontology annotation, molecular function: protein binding. The transcript is spliced from 2 exons. The coding region runs from base 604 to 2058 and encodes 484 amino acids. Lineage: Eukaryota; Viridiplantae; Streptophyta; Magnoliopsida; Fagales; Betulaceae.